AUGCCUGACCAGACGAGCCGCUCGGUUACCUUCACCAUUCUGGGUAUUAUGAUGGAGUAUGGCCUAAUUGCUAAGCUAAGAUGUGAUCAGGGUCCGGCUUUCCGAGCCGCUUUCUUCAAGAAGGAGAUGCGUAAGGUUGGUACUGUGGUUGUCUAUAGCUCUAGGUUUUCUCCUUGGGCUAAUGGUCUAGCGGAGAAAUCCGUUGGCGGUAUUAAGAAGGUUAGUCGAUUGGUUGCUCGAUCUUGCGAAGGUUCUAAGUCAUGGGAACGCUUUAUCGGCUUGGCUAUACGAAGGCUAAAUUCGAGACCUUUAACGGUGUUAGGUCUCCCUAGUCUUACUCCAUUUGAUAUUAUGUUUGGACGCCGAGCUCUGGAAGAAGAGGAGAUGUCGUUGUUAUCCUCUAAAAGAUUGGAGUCCGACGAAGAGACUGUAAACCAAGAGGGUGCCGAACAGCUUGAUAAGGCCAGAGAAGCUGUUCGGGAGCAGGUUCGACAUAGCCUCUUCGAUCGUGAUGUGACCGUCAGGCGCCGAUUGCCGAAGCUCAAGCCUGGUGAUAGGGUUCUAAUCUUUCGCCCUUCUAUGAAGCCUGGCAGAGCAGGUGCUGCUGGGUCUUACAGUGAUAAAGUUUAUGUAGUUAUGAGGGUUCUCGAUUACGUUUUGUAUCUUCGUCCAGAAGACUGUCAAUCUGAUCCUCAGACUGAAGUUCGAGAACAUAUCCGUAAUGUUCGUUUGUAUUACCGUUAA
Perkinsus marinus ATCC 50983 is the source of this 744-nucleotide messenger RNA. RefSeq lists its product as hypothetical. The transcript has a single exon. The coding region runs from base 1 to 744 and encodes 247 amino acids. The record is from RefSeq and is a predicted model, not a curated record. Gene Ontology annotation, biological process: DNA integration. Gene Ontology annotation, molecular function: nucleic acid binding. Lineage: Eukaryota; Perkinsozoa; Perkinsida; Perkinsidae.